Molecule: messenger RNA, 1341 nt
Organism: Sus scrofa (pig)
Lineage: Eukaryota; Metazoa; Chordata; Mammalia; Artiodactyla; Suidae
Source: RefSeq, a predicted model, not a curated record
AGAAUUGUUGAAGGAAUUGAAUGUCUUGGCCUAAAGAAAAUUUAGGUAUGGAAACUGCCUUAAACUGUAUUAAUGGUUGUCAUAUGAACAGAGAUUAGAUAUCAGGUAUAUUCAAUAAAAUUAAAAUACUUUGUCUUAUGAAUAAGGGAGAAAAUAUCUACUUAAUAAAAGGAUGUUGAUUUUCAGUCAGAAUUUCCAAAAAUUAAAUAAUGUGUCUUACGUGUUUGAAUAAAUGAUGAACAGCUUAUAUGGCUAGGUAGAUGCUACUCAAAUAUUGGAUGGGUUGUUAGACUUGAUGGCUUGUAUGUUCCUUGAAAAUCCUGAUAUUCAAUGGUUUUUCAGAAACUAUAGAUUAAAUAUUCUUUAUUUCAUUCUUACCAGCUAUACAGAUGAUGUGAAAGGAAGGCAAUGGAAAGAUCCAAUGACAGCUUUGAGUAUGAUUUUAUCUUAGUGGGCUUCUCUGAUCGUCCCAAGUUGGAGAUGGUGCUCUUCACAGUAAAUUUGAUUCUGUAUUCAGUGGCUGUGCUGGGAAAUUCAACCAUAAUCCUCCUAUGUAUAUUAGACUCUCGACUUCACACUCCAAUGUACUUCUUUCUGGCAAAUCUUUCCUUUCUAGAUCUCUGCUUCAGUACCAGCUGUAUCCCACAGAUGCUGGUUAACCUCUGGGGCCCUGAGAAGACUAUCAGCUAUGCCGGCUGUGUUGUCCAACUUUUCUCUUUUCUUUCCAUUGGAGGAAUCGAGUGCAUCCUUCUGGCUGUCAUGGCGUAUGACCGCUAUGCAGCAGUCUGCAAGCCCCUGCAUUACAUGGUUAUUAUGCAUCCCCAGCUGUGUUUGCAACUGGUGGCUGUGGCCUGGGGGAGUGGACUGGUCAAUGCCAUUGUUAUGUCCCCACUAACAAUGACCCUCUCCAGAUGUGGUCGGCGACGAGUUAACCAUUUCCUCUGUGAAAUGCCAGCACUCAUCAAAAUGGCUUGUGUGGAUGCUCGUGCAGUGGAAAUGCUGGCUUUCACCUUUGCCAUUCUCAUUGUCCUGCUGCCCCUCACCCUUAUUCUUAUCUCCUAUGGCUAUAUUGCAGCAGCAGUGCUAAGAAUCAAAUCAGCUGCUGGGCGUCAGAAAGCCUUCAAUACCUGUAGCUCCCACCUCACUGUGGUCUUCUUGUUCUAUGGGAGCAUCAUCUAUAUGUAUAUGCAGCCAGGAAACAGCUCUUCUCAAGACCAAGGCAAGUUUCUCACCCUCUUCUACAACCUGGUAACUCCCAUGUUGAAUCCACUCAUCUAUACCUUAAGGAAUAAGGAGGUGAAAGGGGCACUGAAAAAGGUUUUGGGGAAGCAACAAUGAACA